Aspergillus terreus NIH2624 is the source of this 306-nucleotide messenger RNA. RefSeq names its product Got1 family protein. The transcript has 2 exons. Gene Ontology annotation, biological process: retrograde transport, endosome to Golgi; endoplasmic reticulum to Golgi vesicle-mediated transport. The record is from RefSeq and is a predicted model, not a curated record. Bases 1 to 306 code for a protein of 101 amino acids. Gene Ontology annotation, cellular component: Golgi cis cisterna; COPII-coated ER to Golgi transport vesicle; endoplasmic reticulum. NCBI's taxonomy places the organism in Eukaryota, Fungi, Ascomycota, Eurotiomycetes, Eurotiales, Aspergillaceae.
AUGGGAAACAUCCUCUUCCUCAUCGGCCUCACCUUCAUAAUCGGCCUCCAAAAGACUGUCGCAUUCUUCUCACGCCGCCAAAAGAUCAAAGGCACCGUCGCCUUCGCCGCCGGCAUCCUCCUCAUCCUUCUGCGCUGGCCGCUCACCGGCUUCCUGAUCGAGCUGUACGGCCUGUUCAUCCUCUUUGGCGACUUCCUCGUCACCAUCGGCCAGUUUGCGGGCAACAUCCCCGUCGUGGGACCGUACAUCAAGCGGGGUCUGGAGACGCUCGCCGGUGGGCGCAGUAACGCCGAACUACCGGUGUAG